AUGUCGCAGAACAUGUUCCAGGAGGGGCUUUACCAGGUGUUCUUUAGGGAACGCCCCCUGCCCCGCCCUGUGCCAGUCAGCUCCACCCCCGAGCAGCUGAGGGAGGUGCGCAUCAGCCGUUGGUUUGGAACGGUGGUCAACACGCGCCUCCUCAUUACUGGGGUGGUGCAGGUGCUCGGUGCUGUGGCCUCCAUUCUGACCACUGUGUCUUUCGUCUGCAUGGACUUUGGAUGCUCUGUGUCUAUGAUGACGCCCGUUUGGUGUGGAAUCUUUUAUGUGGCCAUUGGGGGGUUCGCCAUUGAAGUUCAGAGGAAACCAAACAAAGUGAAGGUCAGCACCCUCAUGGGCCUCAACAUCUUCAGCCUCAUCCUGGGUUUCUGUGCUGUUCUCACCCACAGUCUGCAUAUCACAACCCAGACCACAUUGUCCAGCAGGGAGCAGUGGGUAGGUGCCUAUGUGGCGAAGGGUAGCUCCAUAUUCUUCACACUGCAAUGUGUACUGGCCUCUGCCUACACACUCUUCCUCAUCUGGAGGGGUCUGAGUCGCUACAGCACCCCCUACAGACAGUCCUACUGCGCCCUCCCUCAGGGUGGAGAGGAGCAGUCAGACCUCCUGCUCUCUGCUGAUAGUGGAGACUUCAGUCUCUGACUGGCCCCUCAGAGAUGCACCUGCAGCAAGACACCCCGGGGACUUUCUGUGAAAACACCAGCCGCAGAUAAAUGUCAUCUUAACUCUGUGAGCACAGUGAGAUUAUAGCAGCAUCCUGACCACGUACAUUUGAGAAAAAUGACAUCCACACAAUCACCACACUU
Messenger RNA from Megalops cyprinoides (Indo-Pacific tarpon), 812 nucleotides. RefSeq lists its product as uncharacterized. The transcript is spliced from 6 exons. Gene Ontology annotation, cellular component: membrane. Bases 1 to 648 code for a protein of 215 amino acids. The record is from RefSeq and is a predicted model, not a curated record. Lineage: Eukaryota; Metazoa; Chordata; Actinopteri; Elopiformes; Megalopidae.